Messenger RNA from Triticum dicoccoides, 3208 nucleotides. Its product is annotated as pentatricopeptide repeat-containing protein At1g09900-like. The record is from RefSeq and is a predicted model, not a curated record. The coding region runs from base 60 to 2069 and encodes 669 amino acids. Gene Ontology annotation, molecular function: protein binding. The transcript has 5 exons. Lineage: Eukaryota; Viridiplantae; Streptophyta; Magnoliopsida; Poales; Poaceae.
ACACGUCCGCGACCGCGACGCCGCGACGCUACCGCCACCACCACCACCACUACCCGGCCAUGGCCACGCUGCUCCCCUCGUUUCCGCACGCCCUCUCCAAGCCCCGCCACCUCCACCACCACUCCCACGUCGCCGCCGCCUCCGCCAGGCCCGAGGCCCCCAGCCCCGCCUCCGCGGCCCCCGCCAGCUCCCGCCUCCGCCGCCUCAUCGCGCGCGACGACCUCGCCGAGGCCGCGCGCCUCGUCGAGACCUCCUCCUCCCGCGGCGAGGCGCCCGACGUCUACCUCUGCACCAAGCUCAUCCGCAACCUCUGCCGCCGAGGCCGCACCUCCGACGCCGCGCGCGUCCUCCGCACCGCCGAGGCCUCCGGCGCCCCGGUCGACGUCUUUGCCUACAACACCCUCGUCGCCGGGUACUGCCGCUACGGCCGCCUCGACGCCGCGCGCCGCCUCAUCGCCGAAAUGCCCGUCCCGCCCGACGCCUACACCUACACGCCCAUCAUCCGGGGCCUCUGCGACCGCGGCAGGGUCGGCGACGCGCUCGCCCUGCUCGACGAUAUGCUCCAGCGCGGCUGCCAGCCCAGCGUCGUCACCUACACCGUCCUCCUCGAGGCUGUGUGCAAGAGCAGCGGCUUCGGAGAGGCCAUGAACGUCCUCGACGAGAUGCGUGCCAAGGGCUGCACGCCUAACAUUGUCACCUACAACGUCAUCAUCAACGGCAUGUGCAGGGAGGGCCGCGUCGACGAUGCCAGGGAGAUCUUGAACCGGCUGUCGUCUUAUGGCUUCGAGCCCGACAUCGUCAGCUACACCACUGUGCUCAAGGGCCUGUGUGCUGCUAGGCGGUGGGACGACGUCAAGGUGCUCUUUGCUGAGAUGGUGGAGAAGAAUUGCGUGCCGAAUGAGGUUACCUUUGACAUGCUAGUCAGAUUCUUCUGUCGCGGGGGUAUGGUGGAGAGGGCAAUCGAAGUUCUUCAGCAAAUGUCACAGCAUGGAUGCACACCCAACACUACCUUGUGCAACAUUGUCAUAAACGCUAUGUGUAAACAAGGUCGUGUGGAUGAUGCCUAUGACUUCUUGAACAACAUGGGCAUGUAUGGGUGCAAUCCUGAUACCAUUAGCUAUACUACUGUGCUAAGGGGCUUGUGUCGCUCCGGACGAUGGGAGCAUGCCAAGGAGCUAUUGCCGGAGAUGGUCCUAAAGAACUGUCCCCCAAAUGAGGUUACAUUCAAUACAUUCAUAUGUAUCUUGUGCCAGAAAGGAUUGAUUGAGCAAGCUAUCAAGCUUAUUGAACUGAUGCCAGAGUAUGGAUGUUCAGUGGGUAUUGUCACAUACAACGCUCUUGUCCAUGGCUUCUGUGUGCAAGGGCGUGUUGAUAGUGCUCUUGAGUUGUUUAACAAUCUUCCAUGUGAGCCCAACACCAUUACAUACACUACGUUGUUGACAGGCUUGUGCCAUACCGAGCAGCUGGAUGCUGCUGCAGAGCUCUUGGCUGAGAUGAUUCAGAAGGAUUGCCCUCUAAAUGCGGUGACUUUCAACGUACUUGUGAGUUUCUUCUGUCAAAAAGGGUUUGUCGAGGAAGCAAUCGAACUUGUGUAUCAAAUGAUGGAGCAUGGUUGCACCCCUAACCUGAUCACAUUUAAUACUUUACUCGAUGGGAUCACCAAGGAUUGCAACUCAGAAGAAGCGCUGGAGCUAUUGCAUGGUUUGGUCAGUAAGGGGGUAUCCCUAGAUACGAUAACCUACUCUUCAGUCGUUGAUGUCCUCUCAAGAGAAGAUAGAACUGAAGAAGCCAUUCAGAUGUUUCAUGCCGUGCAAGAUAUGGGGAUGAGACCAAAAGCUGGGAUGUAUAACAAGAUACUGUUCGCCCUCUGUAAAAGAUGUGAAACAGAUCAGGCUAUUGAAUUUUUUGCUUAUAUGGUGUCUAACGGUUGCAUGCCUAACGAGUCGACCUACAUUAUACUCAUUGAAGGCCUUGCCCAUGAGGGUAUGUUGAAGGAGGCACGAUAUGUACUGAGUGAGUUGUAUGCGAAAGGAGUUCUAAGCAAGAGUUUACUUGAAGACCAGCACUAAGCAAGCUGGAAUCGGGUGGCAUGUUUUAUGUGUGUGCUUCAAGCUACAAUGAUCCAUAAAGAUGGGAUAGGUUUUUUAAGUGUGAAGACCAAGGAAAUCAAAAGGACGGUCUGCAGGAUAACACAAGCAAAUAAGAUAAAAGCAUGUUCAUACUUAUAACGGCCUAAUAAAAGAUACAGGCCAAUAAAGUUUCUUAGAAACACUUCUCAGUUUCAGCAGUUUGAGACUAAAUUGUUGAAUUAUUUGACUAUACUUCUCCGUGUGUAUAAACAUUUUGGUUUGUCUUCCAUGAGCAAUGGUUUCCCUGACUGAAUAUUCACAUGUCAAAAGAGUACUGCAAGUGAGGAAAAUAUAAUGUCAGCUGGAUCUAUUUUUAAUCUAUGAACAGGCUAUCUACGCGUACCAAUUUCAUCAUCAAGAAUUUGCAUAUUGGUGAAACCACAGGGCAUGAUGUGAGAUACCAUUCACAGGUUGGCUGUUGUUAGAACACCUAUACCCAUCGUUGUCUGCAGCAAAGGGCACAGGUUCAGAGUGAACCUCAUGUUCUUUUUUUGGCUUCAAAGUUGGAACCGCAGUUCGAUGGCUCAUAAGUCAUAUAUGAUGGUUCAUCACUUACCAGUUAUACCUAUACUGCUUUAGUGUCCACGGUGACAUGGGCGCAUUGCAGGACUAACCAAAACUACCGUAUAUAUCCUUCAAGAUUUGGUUCAGUUUGUUGCAUGUUGAUUGGUUCUAAUUCAUCUGGUCAAAGCAUCAUAUGUAAGUUCACUGGGCUCUGUUUUAAAAUUAGUUCCACAAAACCAUUUAAAUGAAGGAAAAACAGGACGCAAGCAAGCUGGUAAUAGGAAAUCAAGAUAGACUUACAUCACAUUACAUUUUGCUGAGCUUCUACCUCGUGUUUAUAGGAUUAUUAUGUAGCUUGUCUGCAACGGUUCAGAGCUGGGCAAUGACAAAAUGUAUUUCUAGUCAGUAGCCUGCACAUAAACAAGCAACUCUUCCAUGUGAUCAUCAGGCAUCUUUGGAUUCAAGACAUUUACAGAGUUCCGUAGUACUUCUAUUAAGAAGAUAUUUUCUCUAUGGAGGGUCCUUGUACCAAAUGAAUGAUACCACCAAAAUUCCUAUGGACUGUUCUUUUUACA